AUGCCUCUCUUUCAACUUCCAUGCUCCCUCUUUCUACUCCUCACCUUGUUGCUUUUAGUCCCAUCUUGUUUCUCCCUCACCUCACAAGGUCAAGCUCUUCUUUCAUGGAGGAAAAGCUUAAAAGGCCCGAAUUUGCAGGCUUUGGAUAACUGGGAUUCAACCAAUGAAACCCCCUGUGCCUGGUUUGGUAUCACUUGUGACGUUAACAAGAAUGUUGUUGAGUUGAGUUUGAGUUAUGUGGACUUACUUGGAACCAUUCCUUCUGAUUUUAGCUCCUUGUUGACCCUUAAAAAGCUUCUUCUAUCGGGAACGAAUCUCACUGGUUCCAUCCCCAAGGCAAUUGGGUCUCUUCGGGACCUCACUUACUUGGAUUUGAGUGACAAUGGGUUAACCGGCGAAAUCCCUAAAGAGCUCUGUGAUCUCCAGAAGCUUGUGGAGCUUUACAUCAACACAAACAAGCUCCAAGGUUCAAUUCCUGUAGAAAUUGGGAACCUUAAGAACCUCGUUGUGUUGACGUGCUAUGAUAAUCAACUGGGUGGUAGCAUUCCCACUACCAUCGGGGAACUCAAGAAUCUUCAGGUGAUAAGAGCUGGUGGAAACAAGAACAUUGAAGGUCCAUUGCCUGAUGAAAUCGGCAAUUGUACUGGUUUAGUGAUGUUGGGUGUUGCAGAAACGAGCUUAUCAGGUUUUCUCCCUCCAACAAUUGGUUAUCUAAAGAAACUUCAGACUCUUGCCAUUUACACCACCUUACUUUCCGGCCAAAUUCCGGCAGAGCUUGGCGACUGCACCGACCUCCAGAACAUCUACUUGUACGAGAACUCACUUUCGGGUUCAGUCCCCAGCACAUUGGGCAAUCUGAAAAACCUCAAGAAUCUGUUGCUGUGGCAGAACAAUUUGGUUGGAAUUAUUCCGCCGGAGCUCGGAAACUGCUUGCAACUUGUUCUGAUUGACAUUUCGAUGAAUACGUUGACUGGAGUCAUUCCGGUGACAUUUGGGAACCUGAGUUCGUUGCAGGAACUUCAGUUGAGCGUCAAUCAGAUCUCAGGUUCCAUACCGACUCAGCUUGGAAACUGCACCAGUCUCACUCACAUCGAACUCGACAACAAUCAAAUUACUGGUACCAUUCCUUCUGAAAUCGGAAACUUUGAAAACCUUACUCUGUUGUUCCUGUGGCAGAAUCAUCUUGAAGGUGCAAUACCUAGUUCCAUAUCAUCUUGUCAAAAUCUCGAAGCAAUUGAUUUCUCGCAGAAUUCAUUGACAGGGCCAAUCCCGAAAGGUCUGUUCAAUUUGCAGAAUCUGAACAAGUUAUUACUGUUAGCAAACGAUUUGUCUGGCCAAAUACCGCCGGAGAUCGGGAAUUGCUCGUCAUUAAUCCGAUUUCGAGCCAACGACAAUCACCUGAUUGGAUCCAUUCCACCACAAAUUGGCAAGUUGAAGAAUUUAAAUUUCCUUGAUCUCGGAUCGAAUAGGUUGACCGGAGUCAUACCACCGGAGAUAUCUGGUUGCCAGAACUUGACGUUUCUAGACUUGCAUUUCAAUUCAAUCUCCGGAAGCUUACCGGCGAGUAUAAACAAGAUUGUAUCACUCCAGCUCGUUGACGUCUCUGAAAAUCAAAUCGAAGGUACGUUGAGUCCUAGUAUCGGGUUGCUGAUUUCGUUGAACAAACUCGUCCUCCGUAGGAACCGGUUGUCUGGACCAAUACCAUCGGAAAUAGGUUCCUGCAUGAACCUUCAGUUACUCGAUCUGAGCAGCAACCAGUUGUCCGGUGAGAUUCCAGCGAAUUUAGGCAAACUUCCAGCGUUGGAGAUUGCUCUCAAUCUCAGCUGUAACAAACUCUCCGGCAAGAUACCAUCGGAGUUUGAUGCCUUAGAUAAGCUGGGAGUUCUAGAUCUCUCUUACAACCAACUUUCUGGCGACCUACAAAAUCUCGUCGACCUUGAAAAUCUCGUGGCUCUUAAUAUCUCUCACAACGAUUUCAAAGGUCACGUCCCGGACACCCCCUUCUUCUCCAAACUACCUCUAAGCGUCUUAUCCAACAACCCUUCCCUGUGUUUCGCCGGCAACGAGUGCACCGCCGAUAAAGGCAGCGCCUCCAGGCGCAGCAAGAGUGCCAAGGUGGCGAUGGUGGUGCUGAUCGGCGUCGCCAUUGUUCUCUUCCUCUCUGCUUUCUACAUCAUACUCGCCGGAAAGAUUCGUUCUCGGGGGCGUGAUUUAGAUGAUGCUGACGUGGAAAUGGGCCCACCAUGGGAAAUCACUUUAUACCAAAAACUCGACUUGUCAAUUGCUGAUAUGGCAAAAUACCUGACACCUGAUAAUGUGGUGGGGCGAGGUCGCUCGGGCGUGGUUUACCGUGCUAAUAUUCCCUCCGGGUUCCCAAUCGCCGUAAAAAGAUUCCAGUUAUCGGAGAAUUACUCGGCCGAUGCAUUCUCAUCGGAAAUUGCAACUCUUGCACGCAUCCGCCACCGGAAUAUUGUCCGUUUGCUGGGUUGGGCUGCCAACGGGAAAAACAAACUGUUGCUUUAUGACUUUUUGCCUAAUGGCACACUCGGCACCUUGUUACACGACGGCAGCGUCGAAGUGGUGGAGUGGGAAACCAGGUUUAAGAUAGCUUUGGGGGUGGCGGAGGGCUUAGCGUACUUACACCACGACUGUGUGCCGCCGAUCCUCCACCGUGAUGUAAAGGUGGAAAACAUAUUGUUGGGUGAUCGGAACGAUGCUUGUUUGGCAGACUUUGGGCUUGCAAGAUUGGUGGAAGACGACAACAACUCUUAUUCGGCAAAACCUCAAUUUGCCGGCUCCUAUGGUUAUAUGGCUCCAGAAUACGCUAGCAUGUUGAAAAUUACGGAAAAGAGUGAUGUUUUUAGCUAUGGAGUGGUGUUGUUAGAGAUCAUAACCGGGAAAAUGCCGGUGGACCAGUCGUUUUCCGAAGGACAACACGUCAUCCAAUGGGUUCGUGAUCAUCUCAAGAGCAAGAAAGAUCCGGUAGACAUUAUAGAUCGAAAGCUACAUGGAAACCCGGACUCACAAAUUCAAGAAAUGCUGCAAGCUCUUGGCAUAUCCCUCCUAUGUACCAGUAAUCGUCCUGAAGAUCGGCCAACGAUGAAAGAUGUGGUGGCGUUAUUACGAGAGAUCAGACACGAGCCCUCAACUACCAACGAAUCCCAUAAAGAGACCAACAAAUCCCGAAAUGAUUCAAGUGUUCCCGGGUUGUAUUCAUCGUCAUCAGUAACCCCAGCUCAACUACUCAUCAAGGGUUCAUCGAAUUGCUCCCUUGCAUACUCAUCGUGAUCUCGAUUCAUAUGAAAAAUCGAAACAAUAAGAUUUUAGGUUUAGUUGAUAUAUUAGCUUCGUAAAAAUGUUAAAAAGAAGUGUGUUUUUUCUUAUUAACUUUUUUUUAGAAAUUGGAAUAUAUACAAGAUGAGAAGGGAUUGAGGGCCAUUCCUCAAUUAAAUUC
Molecule: messenger RNA, 3454 nt
Organism: Cynara cardunculus var. scolymus (artichoke)
Lineage: Eukaryota; Viridiplantae; Streptophyta; Magnoliopsida; Asterales; Asteraceae
Product: LRR receptor-like serine/threonine-protein kinase
Exons: 2
Coding region: 1-3288 (1095 amino acids)
Biological process (GO): protein phosphorylation
Molecular function (GO): protein kinase activity; ATP binding; protein binding
Source: RefSeq, a predicted model, not a curated record